Effrenium voratum is the source of this 3563-nucleotide messenger RNA. The record is from the annotation of a GenBank genome assembly. NCBI's taxonomy places the organism in Eukaryota, Dinophyceae, Suessiales, Symbiodiniaceae.
GGCUCAAGAGGGUGGAGAGGGGUCUGGGAGAAGCCAUGGCGCCCAUCGAGAGCGCAGGCGAUGGGGCGUUCGCUGAGGGGGCGAGCUGCGUGACCUUGAGAAUGGUCCCCAUCCGCGAGGAGGAGUGUCUCUCCAGCAAGCUCCUGGGUCAUCUCGCUGCAGGGAUUCCCGUCAAGGUGUUGCGAGCUGCAGAGACAAAGCCUGGGGAGAUGCGCCGCGCGCUGGUGGAGCCCGCGACUGGGCCCAAAGGCUGGAUCACUCUCAGCACCACUGGCCAAGCCAUGGUCGGCCCUGAGACGAAGAAGGCUGGCCUGAGCUCUUUGGAUCAGGUGAAGGAAGGCGCUCAGCUGGAGACGCUUCGGCUGCUGCCUGUCCGCGCGGGAGAGGCUUUGAGCAGUCAGUACAUAGGGCAGCUACAGCCACGAGCCAGGAUAACAGUCCUGGAAAUUGUCAGCGCGCAUGUUCCAAGUUCCCUGAGGACAAACACUUUGCAGAGGCGCGCGAGGAUUUCGUGCCAGGCCGAGCAGUUGGAGGGCUGGGUCAGCUUGUCGGACUCCAAGGGCUUGAUGCUGGUGAGGAUGGCUACCACAGACCAGCGGCGGAACUCAAAAGCCAUCCCUGUGCCCUUGGAUCACUCCGACACCUUUUCACUGAAGAAGAAGAGAGAUACCGCAAUGGGCCUGCUGGCAUCUGCCAGGUCCGGCGAUUUUUCCAAAUUCCAGGAGAUUGCGGAGGCUCAAAUUCAGAUGCAAGAUAGUGAUGACCUGUCGCCGACAUCACCCACGUCGCCUGCAUCUCCUGCAAGGCGGCGUGACAAUCUGGAUUGCUGUGAUGCUCGUGGACGAACUCCUUUGAUGUAUGCUUCGGCCUUCGGCAACUUGUCCAUUGUGGAAUACUUGCUUAAGAAGGGCGAGGUGUAUGUGAAUGCCAUGGACGACACUCAAAAGACUGCACUGCACCAUGCUGCCAAGCAUUGUCAGGCAGAGAUCAUGCAGCAGCUGCUUGGGGCUGGCGCCAUGAGUGAAGCUCGAGACCACAAUGGAUGCACGGCGUUGAUGUUUGCUGCUGGAACCGGUGAUGCCGAAGGAUUACAAGUUCUCCUGGACAAGCAAGCCAAUCCAAAUGCUUUAGACUAUCAGGGGAACAGUGCGCUCACUUAUGCGCAAGACUUCAACCACAUGAAGGUCGUAGAGAAGCUCAUUGCAGCUGGAGCGGUCGAUUUGGAGGAAGAUGCGCAAUCGGCCGCUGUCAGGAACAGAAAGAAGCGAGUCAGGACUGAGACUGUCAAACAAGCUGACCUCGAAGUGGCAGCUUCGUUGGCCGUGCAGCUGGCCGAGCCAGGUCUCUCCGAGGAGGAGGAGCGGCGCCAGGCGGCCGAGGCACGGCUGACGGCCGUCCUCGAUAGCGGCAGCAUGGUGCGAGACCUCGAGGCUGCCCUCGAAAGUGCCAAACAGGCGCAGGUGGAUCAAGACUUGAUGGCAAGGGCUUCAGAGCGGCUCAAGCAGCUGAAGGAGCGGGACGAUGCCUUCGACCACCUGCUGGAAAAGAUCGACGAGCCCGAUAGAUUUCUCGCGUCGGAUGUCUCGGAUGCCAGGAUUCAGCGGAACGGCAGCCGCAACCCAGAGGGCCUCCAAGGCUUGCAAGAGGCCUUGCAGAGGGCAAGGGAAACAGGUGUGGCUGAGAAGGAGCUGCAGCGCGGUCAAGAUGUGCUGGAUCAGGAAAUGCCCCGGGCCAAGGCGCGGCAGCUGCUGCGGGAGGCCGAGGAGGAGAGUGACCCCAGCGCCCUCCGCAAUGCCAUUGCCAUCGCAACAACUGCCAAUCUCCCGGUUCAAGAGCUCGCACCCUUCGAGGAGCUGCUUCGUGGAGCGGAGUCGAAGGAGGCGGCAGAGGCAGCGUUGAAGAAGGCGAAGGAGUCGAGGGAUGUGGCGCUGCUGAAGUUUGCUCUCCAGCAGGCCAAGGAAGCCGGUGUGGAUGCCACGGCCAUCAGCGAUGCAGAGCAGGUCCUUAAAGUGGAGGGGCCGAAGCACGAAGCCCGCGAGCUGCUCAAAACGCAGUUGGAGAAGGUUCAAGGUUCCGGAGACCAUGGCCCAUCCUUGGAAGACCUGAACGUGUUGGAGCAGGCCAUAGAAAAGGGCAAGGAGGUUCAGCUCGAGGAGACAGAGUAUGCACGUGCCAAGGAGGUGUUGGCCCAGGAGCAGCAAAGAGCCAUGUGCAGGGCCGAGGUGGCCAAAGUGCUUGAAAAAGUUCAAGAAGUUGACAAGUCAAGCAUGGAGGCAGUGGAAAUGGCGAAGGAGGAGCUGAGCAACGCUCUCAUUGCCGCCAAGGCAGUGGAUGUCCCUUCUGCUGCCCUCCGCCAAGCAGAUGCCUUCCGAAGGAGGCUGCACAAUACUCUCGAAGACCUGAGGGGGUCGAUCCGGGUUUUCUGCCGCAUGCGACCAUUAAGUCAGCGAGAGAAGGACCUGAAGAAUACUGACGUCUCACAGCUGGUUGACUCCAUGACAGUGGAACUGCAGAGACCUGCCGUUGGGAGCUUCCCCAACGAGCCGGAUCAGUUCAACUUCGACGCCGUGUUCAAGCCAGGGACACAGGCGGAGGUCUUUGACACGUGCAAGGACUUGGUGCAGUCCGCCAUCGAUGGAUACAAUGUUGCGAUGUUUGCGUAUGGGCAGACCGGCGCUGGAAAGACCUACACCAUGUACGGUGGGAAGGGUGAUGGCGAGGGCACAGCUCCCAGGACGAUCGCCGAACUGUACCGCUUGCUGAAGCAGGAAGAAGACCGAGUGCAGUUUACGAUUAUGGCCUCCAUGAUGGAGCUCUAUCGCAAUGAGCUUGUGGACCUACUGACACAAAAGGGUGGGCCGAAGCGGAAGAGUCAAACACCUGGGUCAGCGACCGUGGAGCAAAAGCUGAACGUCCGGACAGAUCAGAAUGGCGCCGUCCAAAUAGAGCACUUGUCUGAGGAGGAGUGCAAGACUGCUCAGGCCUUGUCCGACCUCUUGGAGCGAGGGAACCAGAUGCGAACGGUAUGUGCCACCAAGAUGAACAGCGAGAGUUCGCGCUCCCACCUGAUCCUCACGAUCCGAGUUGUUGGAGUGAACAAGCAGACGGGGCAGAAGUUGAGUGGCAAGAUCCUCCUAUGCGACUUAGCCGGCUCAGAGCGUUUGAAGAAGUCGGAUGUCUCUGGUGAAGCACAGAAAGAGGCCAUCGAGAUCAACAAGUCUUUGACAGCGCUCGGGGACGUUAUGGAAGCGCUCGUGAAAGGCUCUGCACACGUGCCGUACAAGAACCACAAGCUGACCCAGGUAAUGUCUGAUGCCUUGGGUGGAACGUCGAAGACGCUGAUGUUUGUGAACUGCUCGCCCGCCAGCUCCAAUUUCGAGGAGACCCUCAUGACGCUGAAGUUUGCGACUCGUGCAAAGAAUAUCACGAACGAUGUCAAGCGAAAGAUGAUUGCCAAAGGGAAGUCAAUGCCAAAGGCAUGAGAUGGCAUGAGCGCUGAUUACGAGUGACAGGCUGGCCAUUGCCUCCGUUAGAGAGAACAAUUUCCAGCCUGACAUUCGGAG